Messenger RNA from Cuscuta epithymum, 1233 nucleotides. The record is from the annotation of a GenBank genome assembly. Lineage: Eukaryota; Viridiplantae; Streptophyta; Magnoliopsida; Solanales; Convolvulaceae.
AUCCGACUAUAGCAAAAACGUCAAUUAGGUCCUUGUACUUUACAAUCAAUCAAUUGAAUCCUUAAAGUUUUAAUAAAUACCCAAUUGAGCUACUUAGAGCAUCUCCAAUGCUACAAUGUGCACGGUGCACAUGUGGCAUGAGAGAGAUAGACACAAAAAAUUGAAUUUAUGACAUUUCUCUCUCAUUAUUUACACGAUUUUAUUUGUUUUUUGGUAAGUUUUCUUUUUCAAUGUCAAGCACAAUGUCUACAUCUAGACAUUGUGCUUGACAUUGUGAAGAAAUACUUACCAAAAUGAUACAAGAUCCUUCAAAUAAGGAGAAGGAUAUUCUAUUUACUAUUUUUUAAUUGGAUAUCUUUCAUGCCACGUAUACACCGUUCAUGUUUUAGCAUUGGAGAUGCUCUUAGGCAGUAAACAGUCGGUUUUCCAGUUGAACAUUGACCUGAACUUUCCCUUAAAAAAGGGAAAGUUCCUGAAAUGGGACCAAAAACGUUUGUAAAUUCCAAAAUAGGACUGUCAUGUUUUUAUUCCCAAAAUAGGAUUAAUUACUGUCAAAUUUGGAAAAUACUGCGAUGUUUAAAGUCUUGUACUACCAAAACAUGACAGUAAUUAGUCCCAUUUUGAGAAUUAAAAACAUGGCAGUCCCAUUUUGGAAUUUACAAACAUUUUUAGUUGAUAAAUUAUCUUUUUUUUUAAUGUUUUCAAUUUUUUUCUAUUGUCCUCUUUCCUUUUCACUUUUUUUCCUUUCUAUUGUUGGCCUGUUCGGUUGUUCACCUUCUACCCAGCGACCAGUCCUCUUCUGCACUCAGCGACUUCUUCUCCCUGGAGAUGUGGGGACGUAUUUGAUUCUCCUCUCAAGUGUGGAUGAAUCUGUCAAGUCAAGAAAAACGUACAUAGCUACAAACCGAACUGGCUGGAAAAGACGAGCAAGCUUCUUCACAGCCGCUUGCCGUCCUCGAUCUCCCCCACCCUCCCUGUUCCCGUAUCCCUUCUGGAACGAGAAUCUUCUUCGCCCUUUUCAUCAACCCUCGGAGGAAUCUUCACAGAUCUACCGGAGGAUAGUUUCCAUUUAAAUCUUCUUCCAUAUAACUCAUUGACGUUUUUAACUUCGUGGCAACUCCCUCAAGGUCCAAACCAAAUGAAUCUUUGUAGAAAAUCGUAGGGAUUCAGGGGUGAGAAUUCCGGCACCGAACCAAUUUGUUUAAAAUGGAACAGGUUUGAUUGGAGAACGGG